GACGGCUGCCGUAGUUCGAUCAGAAGGUUAAAUAAGAGGAGCGAACAGAAGACGUAGAGAUUGUAGGACGAAUCCAGCUCCAGACGGAUGUGGUCGUUAGCUAAUGAUGUGAAACACAAGUCUAAAAUCUUCAUCUCCCGAGUUCCCCUGCUAUGUUUUGCCCUUCUGUGGACUGCAAACAAGAGAAGCCCAACAGGAUGACCAGUGUGCUCUGUAGCAGAGCCAGGCUGGUUACGUACCUGCCGGGGCUUCACGUUCUGGUGCGGCGCAUCACAGCAGCCCGAUCUUUCUCUGGGGCGUCCGGCUCUGACGAGCCUCAUCUCAACAUCACACCCCCUGAUAUGGGUCUGAGAACUGUAUGGCCAGACGAGACCAUGGGCCCUUUUGGACCUCAGGACAAGCGCUUCCAGCUGCCCGGGAACGCAGGUUUUGCCUGCCAUCUAGAGGGCAUAGCACCGCAGAAGACCAAUGUUGUCCACAGGACAGUACCAGAUGUACUUACAGCUCAGUCCAGCAGCGAGAGGCACGAGUUUGUCCUGGCUCAGUUUGUCGGCGAGUUCCAUGGCAAAGAUGAGGCUUCAUCACAGAAUGUCGGAAGUGUAGAGAAGUAUUUUGACCAUUCUAAAGUGGAAUGUGCGAUACAGUCCUGCCCAGAACUGCUUAAGAAAGACUUUGAGUUGAUGUUCCCUGAAGCCCCCUCCAGUGGCAUGAUGGUGGUCACCGUAACUCAGAAAACAGAGAACGAUAUGACCGCCUGGUCAGAGGAGGUGGACCAGGAGAGAGAGGAGCUACUGGCUAAAUUCAUUGCAGGGGCAAAAGAAAUCUGCCUCGCCCUCCGGACUGAGGGGUUUUGGGCCGACUUUAUAGACCCAUCAUCCGGGCUAGCAUUCUUCGGGUCCUACACAAACAACACGCUCUUCGAAACAGAUGAAAGGUACCGCCACCUGGGUUUUCAAAUCGAGGACCUCGGCUGCUGCAAAGUGAUUCGUCACAGCUUGUGGGGGACGCAUGUGUUUGUGGGAACAGUUUUCACCAACGCACCACCCAACAGCCUUAUAAUGAAGAAGCUGCAAGGGGAUUAAUGCAUUACAUGCUGGGUGGAACAACAUCUUACAACACCGUUUUCAAUCAAAGCUGUUUUUCCAAUCUCCAUACUCGAAUGCUCAGUGUGCUCGACCAGUUCACAGCACCAAAUGCACCGAGAGGGCCGAAGUAUAGAGACUGAAAAAGUGGCACAGAAUUUGAUUGCGUUCUCUCAGAUUUGUUGUAAAUCCCUAUGGGGCACUAUGAAAAGAUGUAUUUAUUUUUUCAGGGUUAGAUGAUUAGCAAUGAAAGCUAAAGAUGCAAAUCGUCAGAUUACUCUAAAACACAUAUUUAUACUUUUUGCCUUUCCUUUAAAUGCAGACCUCACAGAGUUAAACCAACCGUUAGUUUUUUCUGUUGUAUUGUAGUAUCUGUGUUGGUAAGGUAACUGGACAGAUCUCACUGUUAGACAAAUUAGAAGUAGCUAGAUUGCUACUGUGAACCGUUUAACUCAAAUGGCAGCUUCUUAUCCUGAAGAGUCAUGCUACAAUGAACUUGUACUUCUGUUGAACAGUAAUUCCUUACCUGUUGGUGGAAGAUUUGAGCAUGGAUUUGAUGAUCGUAUGAAAAAAGCUGAAUAAAUGAGUGGAGAAACAUAA
Molecule: messenger RNA, 1682 nt
Organism: Pygocentrus nattereri (red-bellied piranha)
Lineage: Eukaryota; Metazoa; Chordata; Actinopteri; Characiformes; Serrasalmidae
Gene: mmadhcb
Product: metabolism of cobalamin associated Db
Exons: 9
Coding region: 153-1082 (309 amino acids)
Biological process (GO): cobalamin metabolic process
Cellular component (GO): mitochondrion
Source: RefSeq, a predicted model, not a curated record